This is a messenger RNA of Diospyros lotus (date-plum), 2624 nucleotides long. Its product is annotated as E3 ubiquitin-protein ligase COP1-like. The transcript is spliced from 13 exons. Gene Ontology annotation, molecular function: protein binding; ubiquitin protein ligase activity. Gene Ontology annotation, biological process: proteasome-mediated ubiquitin-dependent protein catabolic process. Bases 108 to 2111 code for a protein of 667 amino acids. Lineage: Eukaryota; Viridiplantae; Streptophyta; Magnoliopsida; Ericales; Ebenaceae. The record is from RefSeq and is a predicted model, not a curated record.
UCGCAGUGGGCCUCAAGCAUAUUUUCUCCUCUCUCUGUAUCUUAACACAACCAGUCUCUCAGACUCACCAGAUUCAAACCGGACAUUGAUUCCAGUUUCCUACAGUGAUGGAGGAGUGCUCGACGGGGCCUUCCGUGCCGGCGGUGAAGCUGGAGGUCAGAACUCCACCGCAUGUUGAUCCGGUUGAUGUAGGUCCACCGUCUUCGGCGGAGACGGACAAGGACUAUUCGUGCCCGAUUUGUAUGCAGAUCAUCAAGGACGCGUUCCUCACGGCGUGCGGUCACAGCUUCUGCUACCUCUGCAUCGUCACUCACCUCCGCAACAAGAGCGAUUGCCCUUGCUGUGGCCGUUACCUCACCAAUAACCAGCUGUUCCCUAAUUUCCUCCUCGACAAGCUAUUGAAGAAGAUAUCUGCUCACCAAAAAUUGAACACUGCAUCCCCUGUAGAACAAUUUUGUCAGGCGUUGCAACAGGGCUGUGAGGUGUCAGUUAAGGAGAUAGAUGCUCUUCUGCCACUGCUUGCAGAGAAAAAGAGAAAAUUAGAGCAAGAAGAAGCUGAGAGAAAUAUGCAAAUCUUAUUGGACUUCUUGCACUGCCUAAGGAAACAGAAGGUUGAUGAGCUAAAUGAGAUACAAAAUGACCUCCAGUUUAUUAAGGAGGACAUAAAUGCAGUGGAGAGACAUAGAAUUGACUUGUAUCGGGCAAGGGACAGGUAUUCAGUGAAGCUGCGAAUGCUUCCUGAUGAUUCUACAUCAGCAAAAGCUUGGUCUUCAUCAGUAGACAAAAAUAAUGGCAAUCUUAUUUCCAGUUCUUGUAAUGCAAAAGGAGGUAUGGGUAUGGGAAGUCUUCAGUACAAGAAAGUGGAUGGAAAGGUUCAAGUAAGCACUACUGCUCCCCAGCGAAAGGAUAGUCUGAGUGGACUGGGUUCGGAACAUUUGAGUCAAUCUGGCCUUGCUGUUGCAAAGAAAAAGCGUGUGCAGGCACAGUUCAAUGACCUACAAGAAUGUUACUUACAAAAGCGACGUCAGCCGGCAAACAAGCCAGAUAAGCAGGAAGAAGGGGAUAAAGAUGUCAUAUAUAGGGAAGGUUAUACUGCUGGUCUUUCUGAAUUUCAAUCUGUGUUGACUACCUUCUCGCAAUACAGUCGACUUAGGGUCAUUGCGGAACUUAGGCAUGAGGAUCUUUUUCAUUCUGCCAAUAUUGUAUCAAGCAUUGAAUUUGACCGUGAUGACGAGUUGUUUGCAACUGCUGGUGUUUCGAAACGCAUAAAGGUUUUUGACUUUUCUACAGUCGUAAAUGAGCCUGCAGAUGUACACUGUCCUGUUGUGGAAAUGUCAACACGAUCGAAGCUUAGUUGCUUAAGUUGGAACAAGUUUACCAAGAACCAUAUUGCCAGCAGUGAUUAUGAGGGAAUAGUAACUGUUUGGGAUGUUACAACACGACAGAGUGUCAUGGAAUAUGAGGAACAUGAGAAACGAGCAUGGAGUGUUGAUUUUUCACGCACGGAACCCUCGAUGCUUGUGUCUGGAAGUGAUGAUUGCAAGGUCAAAGUAUGGUGCACAAAGCAGGAAGCCAGUGUUCUUAACAUUGACAUGAAAGCUAAUAUUUGCAGUGUCAAGUACAAUCCUGGAUCUAGCAUUUAUGUCGCGGUUGGAUCUGCAGAUCACCAUAUCCACUAUUAUGAUUUAAGAAAUACUAGCAAUCCACUCCAUGUGUUCAGUGGACACAAGAAGACCGUUUCCUAUGUGAAAUUUCUGUCAAAUGAUGAACUUGCUUCUGCAUCUACUGACAGCACCUUACGUUUGUGGGAUGUGAAGGAAAAUUUACCGGUUUGUACCUUCAGGGGCCAUACGAAUGAGAAGAAUUUUGUCGGUCUUGCUGUCAACAACCGACAUAUAGCUUGUGGAAGUGAAACAAAUGAAGUAUUUGUUUAUCAUAAGGCUAUCUCAAGACCUGUGACUUGGCACAGAUUCGGUUCGCCGAUUGUAGAUGAAACCGAUGAAGAUUCUGGAUCUUACUUCAUCAGUGCCGUAUGCUGGAAGAACGAUAGCCCAACCAUGUUGGCUGCCAACAGUCAAGGCACUAUUAAAGUGCUGGUGCUCGCAGCUUGAACUGCAUGUAUAUUCAUCAAAAUCUAUAGAGAGUAUUAAAUUCAAGAGCCAAUGUGGUAAGGAAUUUCAUUGUUUUAGAACAUGGUAAUUAUUUUUGUACAUAUUGAUUUCGACGAAGUUGAACUUGAACGAGGAAAGAGGGAAAGAUGAAGGGCUAAAAUGUUUUAGCCUUAAUUUUCUUCUAGUUAUUUUGGGGGAGAUUGGUGAGUGGUUAAUGUGAGCGUAAAAUUAAUGGUCCCAUAGGUUUUGAUCAAAUGUAUUAAUUUCUUUGGAGUCUCAAAUGUAUCUCUCUUAUUGGUGAGUGGUUAAUGUGAGUGUAAAACUAAUGGUCCCAUAGGUUUUCAUCAAAUGUAUUCAUUUCUUCGGAGUCUCAAAUGUAUUUCUCUUAUGUGGAGUGGUGAGGGUUUGUGGGAUCAAUCCUAUGAUCUGUCCUGUCCUGUUGUGUCAUGUUGUGUUGUGUUAUCAACUUGAACUUGGUGCAUAUAUUAAAUUAUUUAGGAGUUGUUCUCUUCA